UCCUGCACUCUUAACUUUUGAACGCACCACAGUUCGCAACAGAGUUAUUCCGCCAUCCACGCCGCGCUGGCCGAAACAAUGUUCGUGAAAUUAUACAUUUCCCUUUUAUUCGGUUUAGUUUCAUCACAAUUAAAUGGUGAAUUCUGGUGGCUCAAUGAAAAAGUUGCACAAUUGUAUAAUGUGGAACCACCACAGCCUAUAUUCGAUGACGUCAGUGAAUUCGAUACGGAUGAAAGUGUUAAAAUUAUUUUUAGAGACACUGAUGUAAGUAUCGAAGCUAAUGAAGAUAUAGAAAACUCUCCUAAAAUAUCGGACAAUAGAACGGAAAAUAUGACCGUAAACAUUUCUUUCCAAGAUCAGAGUUCACUUGCUAAACCAAUUUCAUUAAUAAAAAACGAUAUUUUGAACGAUAAAUUUACCAAUGAAGUUUUGAAUAAGACUAACGUUGAAAUGAUCCCUAGUCCUAUUAAUAACAUUUCGACUAUACCUACCGCACCUCUUAAUAAAGAUAAUAGUGAAGAUGUCUUAAAUUUUGUAUUUCCCGAUGACAAUGCGUUGGAGUGGAAUGACAAAACUAAAUUUGAUUCAACCCAAAGUAAUAGCGAUCUAACUACAGAUAAGCCAGAGACAACUACUACUUCAUUUAAAAAUGAUAAUAAACUCAUGGAUAGUGAAAGCAUUUGUACUUUUAUAACAACUAUUGUAUGUUUAAAAAGGCGAGGAAAUCCGUAUUCAUUUAAUGGAAGACCUCUAUCACAGCAGAAUGUCGGUGAUGACCAAGUUAUAUGCUGUAUACUACCCAUUAAAGCGUAUGAUGCAUCGAAAAUUUUAUUUCCAAAUAUGCAUCUAAAACAAUACAAGCGCUUUAAGCGCUCAAGCACCGGCGCAGAAAAUACUGCUUUGAAGCAAAGAAAUGCUUUAAUGAGGCGUAAAUAUCAAUCCCAGGAAAUUAAUCCCAGACUGUCAACAACAACUUCCCGAACGAUACUCACGCAAAGAAUAGUUACUCCUGAAGAUUACUUAGAUCCAUACUGGAAUAUUAAAAACUCGAAAUUCAGAAAUCCUGCGUCUAAAGACAGUAGCGACCAAAGCAGCUAUUCAACAUAUGAUUAUGGCCAUAAAGAAUUUGCAGAUGAUUAUGCAGCUGAAAUUCCUACACCUGGUGGCUUAGUUGGUUUAUAUUCCGAUCACGGCUGGUCGGUAGCCAAACCAAAUAAUGGAUAUUCAAAGCCAAAUUCUGGUGAUACGAGUGGAGAAGGUGGUGAUGGUGACUUUUCAAUUGGAUAUUCUACAAUUGAUCCAAGGCUAGGUACCCCAAUGUUAAUGUCUGCGACCAGACGGAAACCAGCGAAGUUAUCAAUUUCUUCAAUAGGAAAUAUGCAUAACUCAGCCACUCAAUUAAUAAGUUUUAGAUCAAAACCGGAUUUUCAAGUGAUGCAAAGUUUUAAAUUACUAAACUUGGUGCGAAAUAAAAAUAGAUUUGUUAGAAAAACUACAGCUGCAACUGCAAUACAAAAUGACAAUCUACAUACUACAACUAUAAGUGAUAAGCCAUCGAAAGCUAUCGCUAGUUAUGCUAUCGAUUAUGAAGACUUUAUUGAUGCAGAAAAUCAAGUAUAUGGUGAAUGUGGAAAAAUCUAUAGUAGCAUUUAUGAUAAAGGUAGAGAAUCCGGUGAAUUAGACAGAGGAACAAGUCCAUGGCUGGCGCUUGUUGUUUUAACAAGGAGUCGUCAGAGUAUUCUCUGUUAUGCUACACUAGUUCAUCCUCAGGCUGCUGUUACUGCUGCUGAUUGUGUUUACGGAACCGCACCUGGUGAAGUCAGCAUUAUUACAGGCGCUUUUGAUUUAUCCGAUGAUAAUGCUAACACAGAGCAUCGUCUUACCACUGUUAUAUCACAUCCACAGUAUAAACCUGGACAAUUGUCCAAUAACCUAGCAAUUUUACAUUGGAAACGACCGUUGACAUUGGGAAGGAAUGUGCAACCUGCGUGUUUGUCAGACCCUCACGUUGGUGACGACUGCUACUUCGUCGGAUGGGGAGGAUACGAUGAAGGCAUUCGCCAGCGGCCACACUGGCAACGCGCUUUUAUCCUUUCCCCGAAAAUUUGCAAUAUUCGGUUAGCUAAACUUGACGUACAACUACCGACUGAUGCAUUCUGCGCUUCCGUUGAUUCCACCAGGACUGUGACGGGUGUAGGUGGUCCUUUAAUAUGCAUGAACAAUGACCGUCAAUCCAUCGUGGGAGUAGCUGUAUGGCGCGACAAUGUGAUACUCACCAUACCCGUGUUGGAGUGGACCGCUCGUACUGUCGAAGGUCUUGUUAGCUAAGCUGAGUUGAAAUGUGUUUUAUGGAUGUGUAAUGCUUGAAACGAAUUCUGCAUUUUGAUGUGUUUCAUUGGAAAUUAAUGUCGUUUUUGUGUAAGACUUUUUACCUUGCAGUAUAUGGAAGUUUUAUUUUAAAUAUAUAAUCUUGAAUAGAAAUAAGAUGUAUCUAACUUUAGAAAGUAAAGAGUAACAUAAUAAGAGAAAAAUUUUGUAUUUUUAUAAAAAAUAUAAUGAAAAAAGUCUGUUGAAUAAAACAAAUAUAUUUCAGAUGAUUUAUUUUUAUUCAAAGAUAUUCCUUUCAAUUUAUGAGCAACGUCUACGAUAUCCAUACAAAACUUACAAUGUCUACGAAUUUUGCUAUUUAUUAUAUUUAUAUCCAAAUAAAUAAAGUCAUAAGAAAGCUAAGAGGCAAUUUUCACCUUUAGGAACUAAACAAUAAAUUCACAAACUUAAGGAAUGUCGAGAUCUGAGCUACCUUAGUUUAUAACCCUAGAGAGCGCAUUUUCCAAAAAAAAAA
Molecule: messenger RNA, 2842 nt
Organism: Zerene cesonia (dogface butterfly)
Lineage: Eukaryota; Metazoa; Arthropoda; Insecta; Lepidoptera; Pieridae
Exons: 8
Coding region: 79-2328 (749 amino acids)
Biological process (GO): proteolysis
Molecular function (GO): serine-type endopeptidase activity
Source: RefSeq, a predicted model, not a curated record